AUGGCUGCUUUUCCUUCUCCUCAGAAUGUAAUGAAUACCCAGAUGCAGAAGUUUGGGUUUCAAAGCUCAGAAGUGAAACCAGAGUCGGCAGAAGCACAAGUGAUUGUUACCCUUUUGAUUAAGCACCUCCCUGAAGCUAUUCCUUUUGACACACUUUCAAGGCUUUUCUCUCAUUAUGGUGCUGCCUCUGUCCGUCCUUGCAAUUCUGGAAGAUUGAAAAAUUGUGCAUUUGUGGAUUUCAAAAGCGAAGGCUUGGCUUAUCAAGCGCAUCGUCAGUUAAAUGGGCUGAGGUUUCUUGGUAAGGUCUUAUCGGUGGAGAGAGCUAGUAAGCUAAAUGAGGAUAGUAGAUUUAAACAGAGUGAGGCUCAACAAGGAAAGGAUUCUAUUCUACCCACAUCUUUGAUGAAGGAUGCUUCUGUGACUAGAGAUGUCCUUGAAGGUUCAAAAUUUGGGUCCUUACCCGCUAGGGAACCAAUUGCUCCAAGGCUUGGUGUUGACUAUCCAUUUCCUCCUCACUUGGAGUACGCUUACCCUCCACCAGAUGGAAACAUUCUGACCAACAUCGUAAAUGCUCUUAUUGCUGUUCCUCGCUUCUAUACACAGGUGUUGCAUUUGAUGAAUAAAAUGAAUAUUCCAGCUCCAUUUCGAAUGGCCUUGCCCACUCCACCUCUACCGCCGCCAGCAACCCCACCUCCACCACCCCCACCUCCUUGUAUAUCUGAAAAGACUCUGUUGGCAGAACAAUCCAGUAGCGAGUCAGAAAUGGAGUCUGCAGAUGAGGAGGUUGAUAAUAAAGGCUCUUAUGGAGCCUCAGGAGCUGUUAAAUCCAGAAGAAAACGCAUCAAACGGGAAGCAGUUGUAGGACCUGCAGUUGAUAAAGACGUGGCUCAUGAGGCUGUUGGCCUGAGACCUGCAUCCUUGGUCCCAAAAGAAAUUCCGUUUAUCAAGAAAAAGAAUCCUGUGCUGCAGAUUAAGAUUGUGCCAAAAGUAAUUCAAAAUGAACAUAAAGAUGAUAGCAUUAUGACAAAAUCUGAGGAGCCAGACACAGAGAGUUCAGAUCAGAAACACUAUGCAACUGCAGAAGAAAUAGAGAGUAAAAGGCUUGCCCCAGAGGAAAUUUUAUCACUUCCAAAGUUUAAGAACUACACAGUUGGGAAUCCUGCACCUGUGUUGUACAUAAAGAACCUGGACAAAGAGGUGGUUGCUGAUGAUUUUUUCUACAUAUUUGGAUCAUUAUUUGGAAGCAUUGAUGCAGCAAAAACUGGCCUCAGUGUCAAGUUGAUGCAGGAGGGAAGAAUGAGGGGUCAAGCUUUUGUAACAUUUCCAUCAGUUGAACUUGCCCAUCAAGCUCUGAAUUUAGUGAAUGGAUAUGAUUUUUCUGUGGGCUUGAGCAUUUUGAAGUGGGGAAUUGUUUCGAUGAUGCAUUUCAAGAUUAAUAUUUCCUGGUUGUACUUGGUUGACAUAGACCUCAACCAACGAAAUUUGGGAAUUUCAGGAACUCAGUUUCAUAGUCUUACAUUCAAAGUGGGUCUUCAAUAUCAGGUUUAUGUACAAACUGCUCUUUUAAAUAUGUACUUAACGAGUGGGGUUUUAGGUGAUGCUAUGAUUCUGUUUGAUCAAAUGCCUGAGAGAAAUGUGGUUACUUGGAAUGUGAUGAUUACUGGAUUGGUUAAAUGGGGUAAACUUGAAUCUGCAAGUUUUCUCUUUGAUGAGAUGCCUGAAAAGAAUGUUGUUUCAUGGACUGGAAUAAUUGAUGGGUAUAUAAGAAACAACAACUAUAGUGAGGGUUUAUCUUUGUUUCAAAGAAUGUUUGUGUGUGAGGGUAUAAAACCUACUGAAAUAACUAUUCUUGCUAUUUUACCGGCUAUUUCUAAUACGGGGGAGUUAAAAGUUUGCAGCUUGAUCCAUGGUUAUGCAGAGAAAAGAGGAUUCAAUGCUUUUGAUAUACGUGUUUCUAAUUCGAUUCUAGAUACUUAUUCAAAAUGUGGUUGCAUAGCAAGUGCAUUGAAAUUUUUUGAGGAUAUUUCAGUGGAGAGGAAGAAUUUGGUAUCAUGGACAUCGAUCAUUUCUGGGUUUGCAAUGCAUGGGAUGUGGAAGGAAGCGGUGGAAUAUUUUGAAAGGAUGGAGAAAGCAGGUUUAAAGCCGAACAGAGUGACAUUCUUGAGUGUUUUAAAUGCUUGUAGCCAUGGCGGAUUGGUUGAUGAGGGGCUCAGGUUUUUUGACGAGAUGGUGAGUGAGCAUGGAGUUUCGCCUGAUAUUAAGCACUAUGGGUGUUUAGUAGACAUGUUGGGGAGGACAGGGAGGUUAGAAGAAGCAGAGAAGAUAGCGUUGGAGAUUCCUACUGAGAUUGUUAAUGUUGUGAUUUGGAGGACCCUAUUGGGUGCAUGUAGCUUUCAUGGUAAUGUUGAGAUGGGUAAGAGGGUUACAAGGAAGAUAAUGGAGAUGGAGAGAGGAUAUGGAGGUGAUUAUGUGCUUAUGUAUAACAUCUUUGCUGGUGCUGGGAGGUUCGAGGAUGCUGAGAGGUUGAGAAGACUGAUGAAUGAGAGAAAUGCCUUCAAACCUCCUGGCAAUAGUUUGGUGCCUGGUCCUGAGGAGCGGCCUAAGAAAGAUAUGGGAGCUGUUGAACCUAGCCGUAAUCAGAAAAGUGUUCACCAUCAUUCAUCAGAAAUGCAUGUUCCUCUUUCCUUCUUAUUUUUCACUGCAUUGGCAGUAAAGAUGUAG
This is a messenger RNA of Dovyalis caffra, 2721 nucleotides long. Lineage: Eukaryota; Viridiplantae; Streptophyta; Magnoliopsida; Malpighiales; Salicaceae. The record is from the annotation of a GenBank genome assembly.